CACACUCUCACACUCUCCUUCUCACACAUUUUCUCUCACUCUCUCUCACACACACACGCUCUCACACACAGAAGGUGAACCACACAGAAGAACUUCAGAAAGGACAGCCAUGCCUUUGCCACCCUUCAUGAAAAAAAUAUAUUUAACCUCUGACAUGCAUGUGUGUGUGGAGGUUUUGGACCUGAGCCACAACGACCUGACCAGCCUGGGUGUGGUGCUUCCCAGGCUGAGAGAGCUGCUCCUCUCUGGGAACAAGAUGCUGGCUCUGCCCUCCCCCUGGAAGACCCCCAACUUGGAGCUGCUGGUCGUCACCACCAACGCCCUCAGCGACUUCUCCCCCAACGACCUACGACCUUUCGGGCGUCUGCGAGAGCUGCAUGCCGGCGGAAACAACUUCCUGUGCUCCUGCUCCUUCGUGGCGUUCAUGGCGACGGCGUUGUCCGGGGCGACAGUGGAGGGGACGGGAGCGGGAGGUGUGGGGGUGUGUCUCACUGACGAUCCGGACAGCUACGUCUGUGACUCUCCGCUGUGGGUGCGGGGCGAGAAGGUGGGCUGGGUGAAGUUCUCGGUGGUGGACUGUCACCGCCUGGCGUUCGUGGCAUCUCUGUGUGGCGUUUCCCUCCUCACUGCCGGCCUCCUCGCCGCCCUCCUCCACCGGCUGCACGUCCUCUGGUACCUCCGGAUGAUGUGGGCGUGGCUAUCUGCCAACCGCAGCGCCAGGCGCCGCCGCUGUCGCCAAGACCGCAGCCGUCUCCUCGGCAACGACGACGCCGUCAGCGACUCCUCGCGGUUCAGCUACGACGCUUUCGUCUCCUACAGCGAGCAGGACGCCGACUGGGUGGAACACUUCCUGGUUCCGGAGCUUGAAGAGGACUCCAGCUCCCAGGAUGCACCUCUGUCCCUCUGCCUCCACAAGAGGGACUUCCUGCCGGGCAAGUGGAUUGUCGACAACAUCCUCAUCCCCAUGGAGAACAGCCGGCGCACCGUCUUCGUCCUGUCGGGGCACUUUGUGCGGUCGGACUGGUGCCGCUACGAGCUGGAGUUCUCACACCUGCGGAUGUUCCAGGGCGACCAGGACGAGGCGGCCAUCUUGGUUCUGCUGGAGCCGCUGGGGGAGAAGGACGUCCCCCGCAGGUUCUGCCGGCUCAGGAGGAUGAUGAGCUCCAGAACCUUCCUGCAGUGGCCCCGGGACGAGCAGGGGAGGGAGGAGUUCUGGAGCAGCCUGAGGGCUGCUGUAAGGUGGAGGGACUGAACACACACACGUGUACACACACACACACACACCUGUACACACACAGGAGCAUGCAAGCAGAUUGACACAGAUCAUUUCUUUCUACCGAGGGUGCGCCUGCCAGCCCUGUUUGAUGACCCCCUAUCCUGACCCGAACACACGGCCACAGAAUACAUUUAAUGUGGCCCUAAACAGAACAAGGGUCAAGAUAGAAAUGACCUUUGGAAUCUUGAAAGCACGCUUCAACUGCCUGCGUGGCCUCCGAGUGGCCCCAAACCGGCUGGUCAGAUGGUGACAUCCUGUGUCGUAAUCCACAAUGUGGCCUCCAUAAGAAGGGAGAGCGCCCUGUCAGUCAGUCAGCAUCCCCCAGAAGUGGGAGACCCCAUCACCCUUCACUACCCUACUGGCAGGGCCGUGAGAGACGCUAUAAAGCAGCAGUUUUUUGUUUGAGGGAAGACAGGCUAAGCCAUUAUUCUUUACAUUUAAUCAUUUAGCAGCAUUCUUUACUUUUCAGUUGGGCUAUUUUUGUUCCAUAGUAUUUGAGCUAUAUAGAUUUUAUUUGUGUCCUUGGCCAAGGCACUUCACCCUACUUGCCCUGGGGGAAUGUCCCUGUACUUACUGUAAGUCACUCUGGAUAAGAGCGUCGGCUAAAUGAAAACAUGUAAAUGUAUUUAAUGGCUGUUGCCACCAUAUUCUGAUUAUGAAAUGAUGAAAGCGAUAUCCAAAGUGCCCUCUUUAGAAACUUUGGACUCUAAUAUGCUGACAAAAUGAAACAAGGAUUUACAUUCUGUCUUCAUACAAUGUUAUGAUUUACGUUCUUGAAAUGUAUGCAAAUAUAUCAUAUAUCAAUGUAUGCAUACUGUAUAUAUCAUAUUUUACAACUUA
Molecule: messenger RNA, 2116 nt
Organism: Hypomesus transpacificus
Lineage: Eukaryota; Metazoa; Chordata; Actinopteri; Osmeriformes; Osmeridae
Product: toll-like receptor 2
Exons: 2
Coding region: 110-1252 (380 amino acids)
Biological process (GO): immune response; toll-like receptor signaling pathway; inflammatory response
Cellular component (GO): membrane
Molecular function (GO): transmembrane signaling receptor activity; triacyl lipopeptide binding
Source: RefSeq, a predicted model, not a curated record